UGUGUGCGGAGCAGAGCGCGCGCCCCUUCAUCGCCACUGCGCACCUGCAGCAAAACUACCGCAACUUUAUCCUUCAACCGCAAACCGGAUUAAAAAGCGAAGCAGUGCAGAUUAAAGCGGAUCUGAUCCGGAAUGGAGCUGCGGAUUAUUUUCCCCGUGCUGUCCGUGCUCUCCUCCAGCAUCCUCCACACAGGUGCGGUACCUGUGUAUCCAGGUGGGUCAGGUGAGACCCCCUCCAGCCCCCGUCACUCCAGGACUAAGCGCUGCUCCUGCUCCACCUUCCUGGAUAAAGAGUGUGUUUACUUCUGUCACCUGGACAUCAUCUGGGUCAACACACCUGAGCGCACUGUAUCGUACGGGCUGGGGAACGCCCCCCGCAGGAAACGCUCAGCGCCGCGAGCCACCGACACCCAACCCCAACGCUGCAGGUGUGCAGAAACCAGCGACGCCACCUGCACUCGAUUCUGCCAUAUCGACUACCCACCUCGGCGUAAAGCAGCGCCUGACAAGGUGAUCCCUACCGCCCGCGGGCGCGACUGUGCCGAGGAGGAGCGCAAACACGACCUGGCAGCGCAGACGAGGACCCGCAGGAGUGCCGUCCAAUCAGCAGCAGCCAUCCAGCGAAUUCUCCUCCUCCUGGAGAAAUGGAGGCUGAGGAGACUCCAUACAGCACCAGCUUCCUGGAGGCAGAAGUGAGGUCCUGACUUUACCAACCGAGACUCAAGCAAAUGGUCUUUUUCAGAGUUGAGGGACCGUUUUUCACGGAGUUGCCUUGGAAAACUCGCAGUUGCUGCAGUCGCUGAGGUGCGACGGGACUUGGCGUAACGGGACUUUAGAGGAACCAAGAAUUAGCAGGACAACCAUCUGCCAGAGAACCAUCUGAUGGAAAAACAUCAACGCAAUGAAGACAUGGACCAGGGGCCAAUGGGAAGCUCCGGUUUGGAAAGUUCCUAAAAGCCAAACUCAAUUCCUUUCCUUGCAGGAUGACCAGCUUUAUUCCAGGUUCACACUACAGUAUGACUGCUUGUGCUGUAAUCGUGAAUCCUUCAGCUGUUGAGACUUUCACACUAAAAGACUAAUCAGUGAAACGGGGUCAUAAAUUACACGCUCACCAAAAACACGUUUAUCACAAGAAAAAAAACACACCUGAUCUAAAAACACACGCCAGAGAAAAUCUCUAUAGAGGAGAAUACGCACUUAAAGUGAGUCCAACAUAACCAAGAGUUUGUAUGAAGCCAAAACUGAGCAAAAUCAAAUGCAAGAGUUUAUAAAUAUCUGAUUAGUUAUAUACUAAAAAUAUGUAUUUAUUAUGUCCCCAACACUGAACUAUAUUUAAUGUUUCAGUUCUGCAGACAUAAUUUUUGAUCAUUUUGAGCCAACCAAUCAGCUCACAGUAGCAGUAAUGCACUUUAGUGCUUUACAGUGUAAAACCUGUUUGUUUUUGCUUUUUUUUUUUUAGUUAAAUAUAUUAUUCUACUUUUUUCUAAAAUUAAAGAAAUAUUCACAACAAGUAGUUCAUGAUUGCUUUUAAUUUAAAUAAUAAGUUUUUAGCUUUUAGUUCCAUUCCAACUUAUUCUUAAAGGACUCACUCGUGAACUCUUUCUAGAGUUUAAAAGUAAUUUUAUGAUAUAAAAGUUAACAGGGGGGAUGGACGGGUGUUCAGACUCUUUAUUAACAGCUCUGGUGUGUUUUUUUGGACUCGUGGUUCUCUCUCUCUUUCUCUGUGAUCUCAUUGGCUGUAUGUAGCCGAUGCUCCUGACUCCCAGUCGCUGACUGAGUCAGAUGUUAAACAUGUUGACUCGUCUGUGUCUCGUCGACGGUGAAGCUGGCAUUAGAAGCUGAUUCUGGACUCCAUCAGGGACAAUCAAUGACCGACUCGGUCAUUUCUAACAUCUGUAAUAAUCGCACAAUCCAAGCACGUAAUGAUGAGAUAUAACGUCAGUUCUGGAGAACUUCGAGAGCUCAGGUGUUGUACUAGGUGUGGUCUGUUCCAACCCUUCCAGAUAUUUACCAUUUGGGCUUUUUGAUUGGCUGCAACAACCCUGGAGACUCUCGACACGUUCCCUUCUCCUGCAUGCUGUAUAAUGACCAAGCUCUGACUCUAUAAUCAAUCAAUCAAUGCAAAUAUGGAUAUUUAUUAAAGCAUUUAUGUUAAAUAAUGCAUUUAUCAUCAGGCCAUAUUGGCCCACAGUAUCGACUGUUGCUCAGUUUCCAUGAAAUGUUGGGAUAUAUUGAGGCCACACUUGUGGUCGGCAUUGUAGGAAAUAAAUAAUUAACCUUAUUUAUAAUAUA
Messenger RNA from Astyanax mexicanus (Mexican tetra), 2292 nucleotides. RefSeq names its product endothelin 1 (gene edn1). Gene Ontology annotation, biological process: regulation of systemic arterial blood pressure by endothelin; intracellular calcium ion homeostasis; regulation of vasoconstriction. NCBI's taxonomy places the organism in Eukaryota, Metazoa, Chordata, Actinopteri, Characiformes, Acestrorhamphidae. Gene Ontology annotation, cellular component: extracellular region. The record is from RefSeq and is a predicted model, not a curated record. Bases 133 to 696 code for a protein of 187 amino acids. Gene Ontology annotation, molecular function: endothelin A receptor binding; hormone activity; endothelin B receptor binding. The transcript is spliced from 5 exons.